AUGGUCUUCCAUAUCAUUUUCCUCCCUUUUCUAUCACCAGGUGUGUUGCUUAGCAACAGAAGCCUUGUUGUUGAAUGGCGGCGACGGCUAAGAAAAAGAAUGGCAAAAAAAGGACAGAAACCUGCGACUAAUAACACUGGACCAUCAAAAUGGGAACAAGGUCUCGUACAAGCACAAUUAGAGGAGGACUUUUGGAAAGUCUGCACAGCUCUUCUUAUUGAAAAUAAACUUGAAGAUGCAGUAAAUGUGAACUUCUUAAACUCUGCCAUUGCUACUGGCUCUCGCCGCCUUUUUGGAAAAGUAACAAGACAGAAUCUGUUCCGAGAGGUACAUUUAUAUGGAAAUCCCAAGAACAGACCCAAAGAAAUUCCCCUCUAUGCAGAAGUGUGUGAAGCUUGUAAAGUUCAUCUUGAUAACAAAGAAGAGAUACCAGAUUUGUUAUUGGCAAAGCUCAUCAAAUACAAAUUGCUGGCUAUCAAAGCUGAAGAUAUCAAAAGAAGACAAAUUGGCAGCAAGGAAUUUGAAGGUGGAAAAAACAAAUCUGCUAAGGCACCAAAAUCAGCUGGGAAAAAAGGAGCAGCCAAAAAACCACCAGAACAGCAGAAUAGUGCAAAACAAGGAACUCUUCUCAAGAAAAGAUCUGAAGAAAAUCUUGAUCAGAAAUUUAUUGAUGAUGAACCUGAUGAUGGGCCACAACAUUACAUCAUCAUAUCGGGUUUUUACAAUCCCAAGUUACUUAUACAGCUAUGUGAACUGGACAUUCACAUAAACACAGUGAUAAGAUAUAGAUGUUCAGAUUAUAACCGAUUUGUUAAUCUGCAGCCAGAAAAAGAUGACUCUUUGCCAAAAGACUCAAGACUUAUAGCUGCUGAAGAGGCUGCAGCUGCUGAAAACAUCCGCAUUAAAACAGGCACCGAGGCAUUUUGGAAUGAGAUUUUCCCUCUUCUGAUGAGUCAACCAGUUGAGUCUCCGCUAAAUCACACACAUGUACAAGACCAAUGGGUUCACGAACCGAUGCCACUUUCAGAAAAAAAUGAGGUUCAGGCUGCUUACUGUGCAGGAUUGUUUGAUGACAUUGCACAUUUAAUGUACGAUUUGGUUGAUAGCAAACGCCAAUAUGAGAACUACAUCAGAAACAUGAAGAUUAUUACAGUUCCUAAAAUUGGUUAUGUUCCCAAGUUAAGCUUGGUAGGACUACCUGAAACGCCUCUUCAUCAAACUGGUCCUUCAAUCUCUGAGUUUAGUUCAGAGGCUCCAAUACAUGUGGACACUCGAUAUUACAAUGACCUCAUGGAAACAAUACCACUUGAAAGUGUCACAAUUCCUGUCAUUAUUCAUUGCCUGAUUGAACAGGUUAUAGCAACAAAUGAACAUAUUGAACCACCAAGUGAAAAACUUAUCCCUCCAACAUCUGAUGGUCUUCAUCAAGAAGUUGCAAAUCAUUUAGGGGAGAUGAUUCAGAAACUCAGCCUUGAUGAAGAAUGUCAGUCAUCUGUGGCUCAUAUGCUCCCUGAAGAAAAAGUCUUUCAGAAAAAGAAACUGCAGAUGCUUAACCAGUAUGAUGCAAUUACAAAAAAGUUCCAUCAUUUGGUUCCAAUUCAUGAUUUUGAUCCAGAGGAAGUGGAAAUGAAAAUGCUGCAAGAAUAUGCUCUCCAUAACAAGCUUCUUUUCCCAGAAGUGUCAGACUCGGAGAAAAAAUCUUUGUCUGCUCGAACUCAGGAAUUUCUGUAUUUUUGCUCAAAAAAAGAUCUUCCAAUGACAGAGAAUCUGUCAUAUUAUGUGGAGUAUCCUGUGGAUAUCAAACUGACUAGACAUGGUUUAUUGACCAAUGCUCAAUGGCAUAAGUCCUAUCUAUCUAUCUAUCUAUCUAUCUAUCUAUCUAUCUAUCUAUCUAUCUAUCUAUCUAUCUAUCUAUCUAUCUAUCUAUCUAUCAAUAUUAUUGUGGAUAAAGUAUUAUGUCAAAAUGUACUGGAAUGUAUGUCGCUUGCCAGUGUGAAUGCUGAAGGGACCUUGGAGCCAGCGACACCAACUUCUGUCAUUGCCUGGGAUUAUCCAUACAGUUUGCUUGAACAGAAACAGUUGAUCAAGCCAGUCAUACGGCAAAACAAUAUUUUAUCAGAGGAUGCUUCUUGUUCAUCUCUCCGAGAAUCUUGUGAUGAGUUUGAGGCAUCUAAUUACACCCAUUCUUCACUAAAGGUCAGCUCUAUAAAUCAGAAAAGUAGUAGGAGUUAUUCACACUUUAAUGAGGUUCAAAGUGGUUCAAGGUUCAUCUCAUCAACAAAUGCAAGUAAGCUGAUCCUCUGA
Acanthosepion pharaonis is the source of this 2304-nucleotide messenger RNA. The record is from the annotation of a GenBank genome assembly. Lineage: Eukaryota; Metazoa; Mollusca; Cephalopoda; Sepiida; Sepiidae.